Messenger RNA from Centropristis striata (black sea bass), 5056 nucleotides. Its product is annotated as NACHT, LRR and PYD domains-containing protein 12-like. The coding region runs from base 1 to 4911 and encodes 1636 amino acids. Lineage: Eukaryota; Metazoa; Chordata; Actinopteri; Perciformes; Serranidae. The record is from RefSeq and is a predicted model, not a curated record. Gene Ontology annotation, molecular function: protein binding. The transcript has 17 exons.
AUGGCAGAAGGAAGUGACGGAUCAGGAAGUGAGCUUGAGAUGGAGUAUGGUGGCGGGAGGGACGAAGGCUGGGAUGUUGUGAAAGGGGGGAAAGCUAAGCGUAAACGCAAAGAAAGGGAACAGAAAGGAAGGACUUCAGUGUCAGAAGAGACAGAUAGUGAACAAGCGAAAAAAGAGAUAUUGGCAGUUGGGGAGAGCGAUCAGGCUGAACUAGCAACGCUAGCUAAGAGUGGAGGUGGUCUCGUUCGAGGAGUGAUCUUUGGGAUUCCGGGAGAAAAAAUGGCGACACCUGGUGAGGAAAUCUUAUCAAUUUUAGAAGAUUUGGGAGCUGAGGACUUUGAAAAAUUCAAGUGGUUCCUGCAGGGGAAGCUAGGAGGCAUCCAAGCAAUCCCAAAGAGUCGGCUGGAGAAUGCAAACCGGAUAAAAACUGUGGAUCGGAUGAUUGAGACCUACGGUGAAAAAGCGAUUGACGUGGCCAGAACAGUUAAAGAGAAGAUAAAUCAGAAACUAUCAACCCCCCCCUUCAAACUCGAAGACAAAACCAACCAGGACAUCCACUUCAUAUUUCCAUUCACCUUCAGAGAGCUGAAUGUGCUGAAAGAGAAAAAGUUCAGCUUGGUGGAACUUGUUCAUCACUUCUUUACUGAAACCAAAGAAGCAGGAAUCUGCAAGUUUAAAGAGUUCCACGUUGUGUUGAUCUUUGACGGUCUGGAUGAGUUUCGAGUUCCCCUGGACUUCAACAACACUGAGACCCUGACUGAUACCUUCAAAACGCGUCUCCACCAGAGUGCUGUGGACAAGGCCUUACAGAGUCCAAACGGACACCUGGACUUGUUCCUCCGCUUCCUCCUGGGUCUUUCUCUGGAGACCAAUCAGAAUCUCCUACGAGGUCUGCUGACACAGACAGGAAGUAGCUUACAGACCAAUCAGGAAACAGUCAAAUACAUCAAGAAGAAGAUCAUGGAGCAGAUCCAACAGUCCCUGAGAUCAGGAAGUCUCUCCACAGAUAAACUGUCUCCUGCUGAGUGGUCAGCUCUGGUCUUCAUCUUACUGUCAUCAGAAAAAGAUCUGGAUGUGUUUGACCUGAAGAAAUACUCUGCUUCAGAGGAGGCUCUUCUCAGGCUGCUGCCAGUAGUCAAAGCCUCCAACAAAGCUCUUCUCAGUGGCUGUAACCUGUCAGAGAGAAGCUGGGAAGCUCUGUCCUCAGUCCUCAGCUCCCAGUCCUCCAGUCUGAGAGAGCUGGACCUGAGUAACAACGACCUGCAGGAUUCAGGAGUGAAGAGGCUGUCUCCUGGACUGGAGAGUCCUCAUUGUAAACUGGGAACUCUCAGUCUUUCCGGCUGUCUGGUCUCAGAGGACGGCUGUGCUUCUCUGGCCUCAGCUCUGAGAUCCAACCCCUCCCCCCUGAGAGUCCUGGACCUGAGGUACAACCAUCCAGGAGAGUCAGGACAGAAGCUGCUGGAGGAUCCACGCUGCAGACUGGACACUCUCAGGGCGGAGCCUGCUGGAGUCCACUGGAUGACAUCAGGUCUGAGGAAGUAUCGUUGUGAACUCACAGUCGACACAAACACAGUCAGCAGGAUGAUCAAACUGUCUGGCAACAACAGGAGGCUGAUACAUGAGGAGAAGGAUCAGCCGUACCCUGAUCAUCCAGACAGGUUUGAUGUCUCCAGGCCUCAGCUGCUGUGUACAGAUGGUCUGACUGGUCGCUGUUACUGGGAGGUCGAGUGGAGCGGAUGGAUUCAUAUAUCAGGAGAAAAAAUGGCGACACCUGGUGAGGAAAUCUUAUCAAUUUUAGAAGAUUUGGGAGCUGAGGACUUUGAAAAAUUCAAGUGGUUCCUGCAGGGGAAGCUAGGAGGCAUCCAAGCAAUCCCAAAGAGUCGGCUGGAGAAUGCAAACCGGAUAAAAACUGUGGAUCGGAUGAUUGAGACCUACGGUGAAAAAGCGAUUGACGUGGCCAGAACAGUUAAAGAGAAGAUAAAUCAGAAACUAUCAACCCCCCCCUUCAAACUCGAAGAGAUUCUUCCUCGGUGCCUGCCAAAACUCAAAUCCAAUUUAAAAAAGAAGUUUGAGCGUGUGUUUGAGGGGAUCGCUAAAGCAGGAAAACAGACCCUUCUGAAUCAGAUCUACACAGAGAUCUACAUCACAGAGGGAGGGACUGCAGAGGUCAAUGAGGAACAUGAAGUCAGACAGAUUGAAACAGCAUCCAGGAAACCAGACAGACCAGAAACAAGAAUCAGACUAGAAGACAUCUUUAAAACCCCGCCUGGAAGAGAUAAACCAAUCAGAACAGUGCUGACAAAGGGAGUGGCUGGCAUUGGGAAAACAGUCUUAACACAGAAGUUCACUCUGGACUGGGCUGAAGACAAAACCAACCAGGACAUCCACUUCAUAUUUCCAUUCACCUUCAGAGAGCUGAAUGUGCUGAAAGAGAAAAAGUUCAGCUUGGUGGAACUUGUUCAUCACUUCUUUACUGAAACCAAAGAAGCAGGAAUCUGCAGGUUUAAAGAGUUCCACGUUGUGUUGAUCUUUGACGGUCUGGAUGAGUUUCGAGUUCCCCUGGACUUCAACAACACUGAGACCCUGACUGAUGUCACAGAGUCCACCUCAGUGGAUGUGCUGCUGACAAACCUCAUCAGGGGGAAACUGCUUCCCUCUGCUCGCCUCUGGAUAACCACACGACCUGCAGCAGCCAAUCAGAUCCCUGCUGACUGUGUUGACAUGGUGACAGAGGUCAGAGGGUUCACUGACCCACAGAAGGAGGAGUACUUCAGGAAGAGAUUCAGAGAAGAGGAGCAGGCCGGCAGAAUCAUCUCCCACAUCAAGACAACACGAAGCCUCCACAUCAUGUGCCACAUCCCAGUCUUCUGCUGGAUCUCUGCUGGAGUUCUGGAGGAGCUGAUGGAAACCAGAGAGGGAGGAGAGCUGCCCAAGACCCUGACUGAGAUGUACAUCCACUUCCUGGUCGUUCAGUCCAAAGUGAAGAAUGUCAAGUAUGAUGAGAAAUCUUGGACGGAUCCACACUGGAGUCCAGAGAGCAGGAAGAUGAUCGAGUAUCUGGGAAAACUGGCUUUUGAUCAGCUGCAGAAAGGAAACCUGAUCUUCUAUGACUCAGACCUGACAGAGUGUGGCUUUGAUAUCAGAGCAGCCUCAAAGGACUCAGGAGUGUUCACACAGGUCUUUAGAGAGGAGAGAGGACUGUACCAGGACAGGGUGUUCUGCUUCGUCCAUCUGAGUGUUCAGGAGUUUCUGGCUGCUCUUCAUGUCCAUCUGACCUUCAUCAACUCUGGAGUCAAUCUGAUGGCAGAGGAACCAACAGAGAUGAGUCUCUACCAGAGUGCUGUGGACAAGGCCUUACAGAGUCCAAAUGGACACCUGGACUUGUUCCUCCGCUUCCUCCUUGGUCUUUCUCUGGAGACCAAUCAGAAUCUCCUACGAGGUCUGCUGACACAGACAGGAAGUAGCUCACAGACCAAUCAAGAAACAGUCGAAUACAUCAAGAAGAAGCUCAGUGAGGAUCUGUCUGCAGAGAGAAGCAUCAACCUGUUCCACUGUCUGAAUGAACUGAAUGAUCGUUCUCUAGUGGAGGAGUUCCAAUUCUACCUGGGAUUACGAAGUCUCACCACAGAUGAACUGUCUCCUGCUCACUGGUCAGCUCUGGUCUUCACCUUACUGUCAUCAGAAACAGAUCUGGAUGUGUUUGACCUGAAGAAAUACUCUGCUUCAGAGGAGGCUCUUCUGAGGCUGCUGCCAGUGGUCAAAGCCUCCAACAAAGCUCUUCUCAGUGGCUGUAACCUGUCAGAGAGAAGCUGGGAAGCUCUGUCCUCAGUCCUCAGCUCCCAGUCCUCCAGUCUGAGAGAGCUGGACCUGAGUAACAACGACCUGCAGGAUUCAGGAGUGAAGAGGCUGUCUCCUGGACUGGAGAGUCCUCACUGUAAACUGGGAACUCUCAGGCUGAGUGGCUGUAACCUGUCAGAGAAAAGCUGUGGAGCUCUGUCCUCAGUCCUCAGCUCCCAGUCCUCCAGUCUGAGAGAGCUGGACCUGACUAACAACGACCUGCAGGAUUCAGGAGUGAAGAGGCUGUCUCCUGGACUGGAGAGUCCUCAAUGUAAACUGGGAACUCUCAGUCUUUCUGGCUGUCUGGUCUCAGAGGACGGCUGUGCUUCUCUGGCCUCAGCUCUGAGAUCCAACCCCUCCCAUCUGAGAGUCCUGGACCUGAGCUACAACCAUCCAGGAGACUCAGGACAAAAGCUGCUGGAGGAUCCACGCUGCAGACUGGACACUCUCAGGGUGGAGCCUGCUGGAGUCCACUGGAUGACAUCAGGUCUGAGGAAGUAUCGUUGUGAACUCACAGUCGACACAAACACAGUCAGCAGGAGGAUCAAACUGUCUGACAACAACAGGAAGCUGAUACAUGUGAAGGGGGAGGAUCAGCUGUACCCUGAUCAUCCAGACAGGUUUGACUGUCCUCAGCUGCUGUGUAGAGAUGGUCUGACUGGUCGCUGUUACUGGGAGGUCGAGUGGAGCGGAGAAAAUGUUAAUAUGUCAGUGAGUUACAGAGGAAUCAGCAGGAGAGGAGACAUUAAAGACUGUCUGUUUGGAUGGAAUGAUCAGUCCUGGGGUCUGUGGUGCUCUUGUGGUCGUUACACUGUCAGGCACAAUAAUAGAGAAACAUCCUACUACUACUCCUCCUCCUCCUCCUCCUCCUUCUACUCCUCCUCCUCUGGUAGAAUAGGAGUGUAUGUGGACUAUCCUGCUGGCAUUCUGUCCUUCUACAGUGUCUCCUCUGGCUCUCUGAUCCACAUCCAGACCGUCAACACCACAUUCACUAAACCUCUUUAUCCUGGAUUUGGGUUUGGGUCUGGGUCUCUGCGGUAUCAUGGUUCCUCAGUGUCUCUGUGUCGUCUGUGAGAGGACAGACUGUCUCCUCCUGUUUUUUACUCUUUUUACAUUUAACUCACUGAAACCUUGUGUUUCCUCUCCUGUCCUCUCCUCUCUGCUCUGUGUAAACAGCCUCUCCUGUCCUCUCCUCUCAGCUCUGUGUAAACAGCCUCUC